AUGGGUUGGAUAAAGGGAGAUGGUGAGAUAGAGGACUCGUACAAAAUAAGCAAAAUAGGUGCCCAUGUACCUGAUCUUGUUGUCUACAGCACCCUCACCAACGACAUCCCCUACGCAGAGAACUUUCAUGGAGUCCUUCUCUUCGCGGAUGUAUCAGGCAAGCUAUCUGGAAGUCAACUAAUCAAUUUUGUAUAUUUUUUAGGCUUCACUAAUCUGACUGAGAAAUUCAGUUUGAGUAGCAAGAAAGGCUAUGGAGCAGACGAGUUGACACGCACACUCAACAGCUACAUUGGUGAAAUAGUCAGUCAUAUCCUUGAUGCUGGGGGAGAUAUUCUGAAUUAUGCAGGCGAUGCCAUCUUGGCUCUAUGGACGGUGGAGAGAGUCCAGCUCAGUGAAGUAAUCUCCCUGGUAGUCAAAUGCAGCCUCAACAUCCAGGACCAGUGUGGAGUCCGGGAGACAGAAGUUGGCUGUCAGCUAAAAGUUAAAAUAGGUAUAUCUGCUGGGAAGCUCUCCAAGGUGAUCGUAGGAGACGAGAUCUGUCAGUACUUUGUGGUGAUUGGCCGGGCAGUAGACGAGGUGCGGCUGGCAGAGGGUUUGGCGGUGGCCAGCACAAUCAUCUUGUCACCUAACGCCUGGGAACUAUGUGAGAGGGACAACAUCGCCAUUGACCCCAUAGAGAACGAGAGAGCCGUGAAGGUACGAUACAUCAAGCGAGAGCCCAGUUUCUCUGUUGAGAAGUACCAGGAUUCAAUAGGAACGUCUGUAGAGCAUGAAAAAGUAACAGGAGAUUGUGUGAGGAAAGCAUCUCGACUGAUGCCAAACGCAGAGCUUGAGAAAACUUUACGGAAGUACAUCAUGAAAACGGUUUUGCAGAAGAUAGAUGACGACCAGCCUCUGGAGUAUCUUUCUGAGAUGCGUCCGGCCACCAUAGUGUUUGUCAACAUGCAGUUCAAGGGAGGAGAGAGUGACCAGGAGCAGUGUAUGACCAUCCACCAGGCUGCCAUUGGCAUCGGUCAGCAGAUAGUCAAGCACCACGGGAGGGUCAAUAAAGUGUUCAUGUUCGACAAGGGCUGUACUUUCCUCUGUCUGUUUGGGCUCCCUGGGGACAAGCGGGAGGAUGAGAGUGCCCACGCCUUACAGGCUGCCUAUGGAGUACAUUACCUUUGCCAGAAAGAGAUCCGUAGCCUCAAGACUGUCUCUGUUGGAGUAACCACAGGCCCAGUGUUCUGUGGUGUAGUAGGACAUCCAGUGAGGCAUGAAUACACAGUGAUUGGUCGUAAGGUGAACCUGGCGGCACGGCUGAUGAUGCACUACCCCGGGGUAGUGUCAUGUGAUAGCGAGACUUGCUACUACUCAAAACUGCCCGCGUUUUAUUUUAACGAGCUGCCCAAGAAAGCCAUGAAGGGAGUCAAGAACCCUGGAGUCCUAUAUCAGUUCAUGGCCAAUAAACAGCAGAUAACUGUUGGUAAAGCACCUAUGUCCGUUGAGAGAGAGGAGGGAUAUCCUCUUUUGGGCCGAGAGAAAGAAAUUGAAGUGUACUCCAGCAUGCUGAAGGGCUUCUUGGAGGCCAGGGCUGCAGGUCACAAGAACUACAACAAUGUUUUGAUCUACGAGGGACCUAUCGGCUAUGGCAAGAGCCGCCUGCUGGCUGAGGUGGUAUACAGAACAGCCAAGGAGGGAGUCAGAGUGAUUUCUUUUGAGCUGGCCAAGACGGGCAUCAAGCAGUCUAACUACGCUCUCCAGACCCUACUGGCCAUCGUCAUGUCAGUUCAGAACUGUAAGAGCUACGCCGAGCGAGAGAGAGUCCUCCUCUCCAAGAUCCUAGACCCAAAGAAGAGGCAGAACCUCUGUCUUCUCAAUGAUAUCCUGUUAGUCAAGUUUCCUGUGUCUAAGGAUGUGUCACUCAUGGACAGUCAAACGAAGAACAAGAAGAUGAGGAACUACUUUCUGGAGUUGUUUUGCAAGUUCGCCGAGGACGAGCCGUGCGUGUACGUGCUGGACCAGGCUCACUUUGUGGAUCGAGCCUCAUUGACCUUCCUGCUCGAAGCAUGCGAAAGAGCCUCGGUUCUGGUGUGUAUGGCCCUUCUCCCCCACACCAGUCAGGGCGGGCCCUUCCCGGAGCUUAGCCGCAUCAUCAAGGACCCCCGGACCCUCUACCUUAACCUGUCUGGGUUGGAGCCCCCCGUCAUCGCCCAGCUAGCCUGCCAGAUCCUGGGGGUGGUCCGCAUCCCUAGCGAGGUGGAGCUGUUCCUGGUGGAGAGAAGCCAUGGAGUUCCAUACUACUGUGAGGAGCUCUUGAAGAGUCUGUAUCUGGGAAAUCUGAUCGUGAUCGAGGAGGUGGAGGAGGAGGAUGAGGCUAAAGACGUAGACAUCCUGUUCCCUGAGCCCACCCUGGUGGUACACUGCUCCAAACCCAGCCAGGUGUGGCAAGAGGAGGACGCCAGGGCCGGAGCGCUGGGUCCACCCAAGGCAUCCAUGUUGAAAUCCCGCAAGAUCACAACCGUGGACCAUUUUGUUGACCGUGCUUUGGUCUGUUUUGUCGGAGAAGCUGCCAAAUUCCACGAAGUUCCCAUCCCUCUGACAUUGAAAGGCAUGGCCCUGGCCCACCUAGACCACCUGCAGCCGGCCGACCAGAUGGUGGUGAAGUGUGCUGCCAUCAUCGGCCAAACCAUCACCACGCAGAUGCUCAUCAACAUCCUGCCAGAGUCAGAAAACCCCGACAAGCUCAACCUGUCGCUCACCUCCCUGUUCAAGUCGGGCACGUUUGAGUGCGGCUCCAAGCCCAAGCAGUUCACCCAGCAACUCACCAAGGAGUCAGAGUGCUGGGGCGCGCUCAACUGCUACUGUGUCCAGGACAGCCAAGAAGACGUCCGUGAAGAAGUGUCAGGCAAGGCGUCUGUGGACGGCGUGUGGCGCUGCAGGGUGAUGCGUUUCUGCACGGCCCUGGUCAAGGAGACGGCCUACGAGCUGUGGCUGAAGGAGCAGAAGAGAGACAUCCACCAGAAGUGUGCCAGCUACCUCCUCAAGCAGGCCCACCGCUGCAGGGACUGCGGCAUCGCCGAGUUCAUCUUCGGCCACAAGGCGGCUAUAGGGAACAACCUCAUCGAGAUCCACCCGAGUUUGCUCAACGUACAAGAGUCUGGGGAGGCCCUGUUCCUGGGCCAAAGUACACUGGGGCUCCCCAAGGAGACUAUACAACUGAACCAGGUCAGCCCUUUGCAUCCCAACAGUGAGGAGGACGAGUUCUUGUUGAAACUAGAUUCUAUGGUGAAUGAGUACAACACCACAGUGGACAGAACCAGGAAGUGUAGGUGUGCCCAGGUGACGGAGUGUGUGCUGUGCCCCAUGGUGCGCCACUGCACAGGCGUGGGCGACGUGCCCAAAACCUUUUAUUACCUGCUAGAGACCGCCGCAGCUUCGGCCUACCUCUCCAACAACCUCAAGGCCCUGUCCUAUUUAAACGAAGCCAAGAUCAUACUGGAUAAUCUGAAAGUGGGCAAGCCAGCCUUUGAGACUGCCGACCCGAAAGUCAAAGUGAAAAUCAACAACUUUGAGAGAGCCUGUAUUUUCCGUCUCAGAGGGGAGGUGUUGUACAACACAGGCCAAAUCGAGGAGGCUGAGAGCAUGUUUUCCAGCGCCCUACGGCUCCUGAACAGACGUCUCCCUACGAACCGCGUGGCCAUGUCCCUGAAGUACGUCUGUGAGAAGAUGAAGAGUCUGUGCUACAGAUCCAAGAACGCUGACAACCCUGGAGAGAAGAAGCUGGCGUUCCUCCACGAGCAGAUCUGCUGUCUGUCGUACAUGUGGCAGAUCGGCUGCAUGAGGAGAGCUCCCAAGAACAUGCUCAACGCAUCGCUGGCCAUCACUAUGGAGAUGAACUCAGCCCAGAAGAGUGCAGAGGAGAACAAGAUCAUCUUCUCGUGCAUCGACUACCUCCAGUACUGUCAGCUGAGUGGUCAGGACGACCGGUGUAAGAUCUAUGAGAGGAUGCUGUGUGGAACCUGUGUUGAGCUGCCUGACUGCAUGGAGGGCCUGAUCCUCACCAGCUACUUCAUACGCGCCCUCUCCAUCGUCAAGCUCUGCUCCGGAGCCCUGCAUGAAUCCAUCCAGUAUGGUCUCCGAGCCGAGCAAAUCAGCAAGCUGACGAACCGCCGGGGCCUGGACAUGUUGAUGAUCUCUGUCCUUCACACACCCCUCCUCCUCACACAGAGGUAUGAGGAGUGUGUCCAGCUGAUGCAGAGUCUGGAGUACCUGGGAAACAGGACCCGCAUCAGCACGGCUAAAGGCUGGUUCUAUGCAGGCUGCUUUGACUUCCUGCUCUACUCAGGCAAGUUGGAUAUUCCAUCACUGUGGGACACCAUCUCCACGUGACAUAUCUUAGUUAAUGAACU
Messenger RNA from Salvelinus sp. IW2-2015, 4391 nucleotides. Lineage: Eukaryota; Metazoa; Chordata; Actinopteri; Salmoniformes; Salmonidae. The record is from RefSeq and is a predicted model, not a curated record.